AUGAGAAGGGUACUGAAUGACUGUAGAUGAGACAUUGUGCAAGACAUCAAGGGGAUGCCUAAAUCUGUGAGAUCGAAAAACACAGAUCUUGGAUCAGAUGCCCUCACAAUCAGUGCACCAGACCUUGGGCAGCGCCAAUUUCUCUGGUCAUUCGUUUCAACCGCGUUCAAAACAUUUUAGACUGCACUGGAUCAGUCACGCAUUCAGGCAACUAACUCUGUGCCAAGCGUCGUCGCUCUCGGUGCCAUCUCAUCCGCGAGAGGUUGCUGAAUGGGCAAGGCAGCGCUUCUAUGAGGAGACCGCCAAGCCUGAUGAGCACAUCACACUGGCCAAGGCAUGCAUGCUCAUUGCUCUGGAGGAUGAAGCCGCGGCAGUUGUGGAUGAGCAGGAGAGCAGAGCGAGGACGUCCAGAAUAGUGGACAACUUUGUAGGCGGGAACAUGGGAAAUGAGACUCACCUGUACCCUCCACGGGAGAUUGGCAGCGCAUCCACUUGGAGCCUAGAGCGAUUGGAUGCGCUGGCAGCAGAAGCAGCUGCGCUGUUCCGGACUCGCUGCCUCAUGGGGCCUGCUCCAGUGAAGCCCAGGGACCCCCCACCGCCACUGGAGCCCAAGCCUCGUAGGAGAAGCACCUCCCUCCAUCUCCACCCAGACUCUGCAGCCACCAGGGGAAAUGGCCAGGGCACUGCUGACAGCAAGGCCAACGCAAGCAGUGCUGAGAAUCAGCAGCAGAGCACGGGGAGAGGAACUGGGUCAGUUCCCAACUCGCCGGUGAGCGAGAGCGGUAGAUUGGAUGAUGGGUCUGUUGGAGCGUCUAGGAGCAGGGUCAAUGGCCUCAACAGCAGAAAAGGUCGGAGGCAGAAACAGGGGCGGCAAGGGGGGCCGGGCACGGCGGACACAGCAGAACUGAGCAGUAGCGGGGAGGAGCAGCGGCGCCAGAGCAGGCCGCGGGCGCAUGAGCAGCACAGACUCGGGCCGGUGAGGGGGGUGCGCUCGCCGGUGUGCGAUUACCCGGUGCAGGCACUGGCGGCCGUGAACGACGUGCUGUUUGAGCGGCAUGGCUACCGCCGCAUGACCCGGCAUGGCGACCCCAGGGACAGCCAGCUGAGCACGGUGCUGGAGAGGGGCACGGGGGGCUCUGCAGCGCUGGCAAUCCUGUACAUGGAGGUGUGCGAGCGAAUAGGCCUGCGCAUGGCCGCGCGGCCGCUGGAGGGGGGCCGUUACUUUGUGCUGUGGCCCACCGACGCCCCCCUGCGCAGCUGCGGCCAGCGCUUCGUCGUCGACGCCUACAGCAAGGGCGCCCUCUUUCUCCUGGACGAGAUCUGCCAGGUGUUUGAGCAUGAGGGGCCCAGCGACGAGCUGCUGACCAACCCGGCGACCAAGAGGGAGAUCCUGGCAGCGCUGCUGGCCACGCUGAGAGACACCCACUGGGCCGCCGCGGUCGGCUGCCAGCCGGAGCCGGGCCUCAUGGUGCCUGUGUCCCUGUCCACCGCCCUGGGCAGCACCGGCACCAUUGCACAGAUCACUGGCAUGAACAUGGAGCGAGCCAUUGCUGCUGCAGAGCGCAGGGCCUACCUGCUGCCAGGAUGCAGGAGCACCCAGUUGGAGCUAUGCCUCCUGUAUUAUUUUGCUGGACACCACAAUGAUGCAUGGGAGGAGCUGAAGAUGAUGCAAGGAGACCACACUGCUCCAGCGGCAGCUCAUCAAGAGGCCCUCUUGCUGCUCUUCAUGCAGAAGCUGAACCUGUGCAGAAGCAUGGAGAGCACUGAUGCCUGA
Coccomyxa subellipsoidea C-169 is the source of this 1774-nucleotide messenger RNA. RefSeq lists its product as hypothetical. Bases 98 to 1774 code for a protein of 558 amino acids. Lineage: Eukaryota; Viridiplantae; Chlorophyta; Trebouxiophyceae; Coccomyxaceae. The record is from RefSeq and is a predicted model, not a curated record. The transcript is spliced from 7 exons.